AUUUUGCAUAUAUAUAACACAUGUAUGCAUGUACUCAGUUUAGAAAAAAAAAAACAUUUCGGCAAUAUUCUUUGAAUUAAAAUGGGAGUACCGGCAUUCUUUAGAUGGCUAAGCAAAAAGUAUCCUUGCGUUAUAAUAGAAUGCAACGAAAACAAGCAAGUAGAUCCGGAAACAGGCAAAAAUAUUUACGAAGAUGCGACUUUACCAAAUCCCAAUGGCAUCGAAUUUGACAACUUAUAUCUCGAUAUGAAUGGCAUUAUACAUCCUUGUACACACCCUGAAGACAAGCCAGCCCCCAAAAAUGAAGAAGAAAUGAUGGUUGCCAUAUUUGAAUGCAUUGACCGACUUUUCGGUAUUGUGCGGCCCAGAAAAGUAUUGUAUAUGGCCAUUGAUGGAGUUGCGCCAAGAGCCAAAAUGAAUCAACAACGAUCAAGACGAUUCCGCGCUGCUAAGGAAACAAUUGAAAAACGGCUGGAAGUUGAGAGAAUUCGAGAUGAGCUCUUAGCACGAGGCUGCAAACUGCCACCGCCAAAGGAGAAAGGGGAACAUUUUGACUCAAAUUGUAUAACUCCGGGAACUCCGUUUAUGGACAGAUUGAGUAAAUGCUUACAUUAUUAUGUACACGACCGCCUUAAUAAUAAUCCAGCAUGGAAGGGAAUCAAAGUAAUUCUAUCUGAUGCCAAUGUACCAGGCGAAGGAGAGCACAAAAUCAUGGAUUAUAUACGCAAACAACGCGCACAGCCUGACCAUGAUCCUAACACCCAUCAUGUUCUUUGCGGAGCUGAUGCUGAUUUGAUAAUGUUGGGGUUGGCGACUCACGAACCUAACUUUACUAUAAUUCGCGAAGAGUUCCUUCCGAAUAAGCCACGUCCCUGUGACGUCUGUAAUCAGUUUGGACACGAAAUGGACAAAUGUGUUGGACUCGGCGCAGUUGGUCCAAGUAGUAGUAAUUUUGCUCCCGAUGUCCCGAUUGGAGCAGAAGUUAAGUUUAUAUUUGUCCGGUUAAGCGUUUUGAGGGAGUAUCUUAAAAAAACGCUGGAAAUGCCUAAUCUACCGUUCGCAUAUGAUUUUGAGAGAGCUUUAGAUGAUUGGGUUUUUAUGUGUUUCUUUGUGGGAAACGAUUUUUUACCUCAUCUGCCCAGUUUGGAAAUCCGAGAGGGCGCCGUAGAUCGAUUGGUCGAGUUAUAUAAAAAAUGUGUUUAUAAAACUAAAGGAUACUUAACGGAUUCCGGGGACGUUAAUUUGGACAGGGUUCAAUUGAUCAUGACAGAUUUGGGGAAUGUAGAAGACCAAAUAUUCAAGGAUAGACAAAGAAGGGAGCAGCAGUAUAAGGCGAGACAGAAAAGGGACAAUAAUAGCUAUAAGGGUAUGGAACAAUCUGUUUUCGGCCCGACGGCUGUUGGACCAAAUAGUGCUAAGGGCAAAAUAACUAACUAUAAACAAGAAGCGGCUGCCUUAAGACUUGGAUCAGGGGAAGGUGGAGUUAAACGUUCUAGUUCAGAAGCCAAUUUAGAUGAUGAAGAAGAGAAUAACGAUGAAGUGCGACUUUGGGAGGAAGGUUUUAAGUCCCGAUACUACGAAUCUAAAUUUGACGUAGCUCCAGAAAAUCUACAAUUUCGUUAUGCUGUUGCACUUCAAUAUGUUAGGGGACUCUGUUGGGUUCUAAAAUAUUACUAUCAAGGCUGUGCAUCUUGGAACUGGUACUUUCCUUACCACUAUGCACCAUUUGCAUCUGAUUUCGUAAAUAUUCAAGGACUUUCGACGUCAUUCGAGAAAGGAACAAAACCGUUUAAUCCACUGGAGCAAUUGAUGGGAGUAUUCCCAGCAGCUAGUAGCUCACAUGUGCCUGAACCAUGGGCAGAGUUAAUGUCCAAUCCUCACUCAACUAUAAUUGAUUUUUAUCCAGAAGACUUUAAGAUCGACCUCAAUGGUAAAAAGUUUGCUUGGCAAGGUGUUGCUCUGUUGCCAUUUGUUGAUGAGAAAAGGCUAUUCAAGGCGCUUAUACCUCUUCAUAGCCAUUUAACAGAUGAAGAAGUCAAGCGUAACAAAAGAGGGGAAAAUAAUCUUUACAUUAGUAAAUUAAGUUCUCAUUUCAAGUCUGUUCAAAACCUAUACAAAAAAGCUGACAGCUCGCAAAAUGAAGACUGCCCCAUAUCAUUCGAUGGAAUGACUGGAACUAUUUCGGCAUCUGAACUCAACACCAUCUUAAAUGGUCACUUGAAGUCACCAAUACCAAGUCUCCCUGAUAUUGUUGAGAAUACCACUAUAACAGCUGUUUUUAAGGACCCUCAGUAUGAUGAGGACUACAUUUUCUUGGCUAAGAGGCUUCCCAAAGCUGUGGAUCCUCCUCAAGUUAUACAAUCGGACAAUAAUAAAAAUGGACCUGUUAUCGGAUUCGGAAAUCAUCAGCAGAGAGCUUAUCUCCCACCUGGAGCUCAACGAUUAGUUUCCUCCAGCAUGCGAAGAAAUGAUAAUGGACAAGGUUAUUCAUAUCAAAAUAAUGGGGGAAACGCUAUGAACUACAACUAUCAUCAAUCGCAAGGCUACCAUUCUAAUCAAAAUUAUCACAGACCAUACAAUCAAAGAAACCAGGAUUCCAAUUAUCAACAGAGGAACAAUUAUAAUGGGCCCAGGCAUCAAAACUACCGACAAGGAAACCAUAGGGGAAAUAAUAAUCAGCAUUCAAAUUAUAGAAGAUUUUAAGAUGUAGACCUUCUUCAUACUCGUAAUUAAUGAUGCAAAGAAGUAAAUACUUGCAAGCCAAUUAUACAUAAAUGAUUAUGUACAUCGGCUUUUUAUGAUUUUUCUAAUAAAACCUAGAAAUUAAGCUAUAAACAUUUGUCACACAUGAAUGUGAAAUUUAAAAAUAUAUCUUUUAAAGCUGUCUAAGCUUUUACCUAAA
Molecule: messenger RNA, 2902 nt
Organism: Drosophila innubila
Lineage: Eukaryota; Metazoa; Arthropoda; Insecta; Diptera; Drosophilidae
Gene: Rat1
Product: 5'-3' exoribonuclease 2 homolog
Exons: 9
Coding region: 82-2703 (873 amino acids)
Biological process (GO): nuclear-transcribed mRNA catabolic process
Cellular component (GO): nucleus
Molecular function (GO): RNA binding; 5'-3' RNA exonuclease activity
Source: RefSeq, a predicted model, not a curated record